Messenger RNA from Trichechus manatus latirostris (Florida manatee), 4247 nucleotides. Its product is annotated as zinc finger protein 33B-like. Bases 997 to 3003 code for a protein of 668 amino acids. Gene Ontology annotation, biological process: regulation of transcription by RNA polymerase II. Lineage: Eukaryota; Metazoa; Chordata; Mammalia; Sirenia; Trichechidae. The record is from RefSeq and is a predicted model, not a curated record. Gene Ontology annotation, cellular component: nucleus. The transcript has 12 exons. Gene Ontology annotation, molecular function: DNA-binding transcription factor activity, RNA polymerase II-specific; RNA polymerase II cis-regulatory region sequence-specific DNA binding.
GGCGCCCGCCGCGGUCCUUGACUCCUUACGGCCCUGCCGUGGAAUUACGGCUGCACCGCGCCUUACGGGAGCUCAGGGUGAUCAGGAGGGACAAGCGAGGUGUCAGAUGUGAAGAGCUGGAGCGUGGGGACUCGGAGCCCGAAAUGAGGAGCGUCCCAGAGCGGAACAGGAACUCUUCUCUGACACAGUGCCAGCAGGGGAAGAGAAGUGCUACCUCGUUACUGCCAGCCACAGAAAGUGUACACCAAGCUGGUAUGACCGCCUGACCUGUCAACUCUCCAUGUGCUGGGUCCCCAGGAAGGUGAAGGAUUUGUGGUCUUGUUUGCCCUGUGCUGAGGAUGUGCAGAAUUUCCUCUCUGAUUACAGAAUUCAAGAUGGGGCAUCAGAUGUUCAUUUUAUCUACACCAGAGAAGCCAGAUGGCAUGGCGAGGCUUCUGUUGAACUCUACUCAGAAGAUCAUAUCAAAUGGCCCUGAAAAAAGAGAGAGAAACCACAGCACACGGAUAUAUUCAAAGUUUUUGGAACUUUAUUUUGCAUACAAAUCACCUGCGGAUCUUGCUGAAAUGCACGUUCUGAUUCAGGAAACAGCCUGACGCGCCCCCUGCCGGAUCUGGCAGAAGUAGCUCCGGCUCCGCCUCCCGCUAGGGAGGUGUAGGCGCCUGCCGCGGAGCCUGACGGGAAACGGACCAUCUUGGUGCCUGGCACGCGCCAGGCGAGAGGUCCAGGUCCAGGUUCCCAGGAACAAAGCAGCUCCUCAGGAGCAGGAAUCCCACCUGGAAGAUCGCCCAUCUGAGCUGAGACCUCUCACCAGAGCAGAGGAGGAGGAGGCUGAGAAAGAGCAGACCCUAGAUUUGCACGCCUAGAAGCAACUUCUGAUCCUUGUACUCACCUCCAGAAGCCACCCCAAGCUGUAAGACAAUGGGGAAUUUGAGCCAAGUUUCAGAAGAGAGAGCUCCACUUUCAUAGUUCUCUACAUGUUCCCUAGAGCAGCAGAAAAUGAACAGAUCUCAGACUGCCACAGAGAAUGCCCAAGAAAAUCCAUUGGAAUGUGAGAAAUACUACCAUAUCUAUAUACAGGGGCCAGUGUCAUUCAAGGAUGUGACUGUGGGCUUUACCCAGGAGGAAUGGCUGCAUCUGGAUCCUGCUCAGAGGACCCUGUACAGGGAUGUGAUGCUGGAGAACUACAGCCACCUUGUCUCAGUGGGGUAUUGUGUUACCAAGCCAGAGGUUAUCUUCAUGCUGGAGCAAGGAGAUGAGCCAUGGAUACUGGAAGAAGAGUCCCCAUGCCACAUUCACCCAGACUUCCACAUACUUGAUGACCAGAUGGAGAAGAGCCAGGAAAACCAAGACCAGCAUUUGUGCAAAAUUGAUUUCAUCAACAACAAAACCCUAACUAAGGGCAGAAAUAGUACAUUAGGAAAAACAUUUUGUCUGAACACAAACCCUGUUCCAUCAAGAAAAAUACCUGGUAAAUAUGAUUUGUAUGGAAUGAGUUUGAAUUAUACUUCAGAUUUAAUUAUUAAUAGUAGAAACUCUUUUGUAAAGAAAUCUGAAGCGUUUAAUACACACGGGAAAUUGCUUCUCUGUACAAAUCACAGAAAUCCUCAUUCCAGAGAGAACUCUUUUGAAUAUGAUUGGAAUAGGAAAGCCAUUAGGCAAAAUGAGGACCUUUUACAACCUCAGGAUAUUCAAUCUUUCAAACAACUUUUUGGUUAUAAUGAAUGCGGGAAAACCUUCCAUGAGGAGGCAGCCUUCAUUAGCCAUAACAGAGCAUGCUUAUGGGAGAAGCACUGUCAAUAUAAUGAACCUGUGAAAAACUUUUCUGAUAGACCAACAUUCAUUGUUCAUCAGAGAACUCACACAAGGGAGAAUCAGUAUGAAUUUAAUGACUGUGGGAGGAGGUCUGUUGAUGAGAAGUCAACUCUAAUUAAACACCAUGAAGUUCUCAUGGGGGAGAAGCACUGUGAGUGUAACCAGAGUGAGAAUAGUUUCCACAAAAAGACACUCCCCACUCACACUCAGAGAACUUAUAAAGGAGAGAGAAUCUUUGCCUGUAAUGAAAAUCGGGACGUAUUCUGCAAAAAGCCAAACUUUACUCAGCAUCAGCAAACACAUAAAGGAAAAAAAUCCUGUCAAAUUAAUCAAUAUGCUCACGCUUUUCGCCAGAAGCCAAAUCAUCCUACAUAUCAGAAUACGGAUGUAAGAGAAAAAUUUUAUCAGUGUAGUGAAUGUGGAAAAACCCUUGGCCAUAAAUCCUCUUUCAUCCUACAUCAGAGAAUACACAGAGGGGAGAAGCCCUAUGAAUGCACUGAAUGUGGAAAAACUUUUGGAUAUAGGUCAGGCCUUGCAGUACAUCAGAGAAUACACACAGGGGAGAAGCCCUUUGAAUGUAAUGAAUGUGGAAAAAAUUUCUGUGAGAAGUCAAAUCUCCGUGUACAUCAGAGAACUCACACAGGGGAGAAACCCUAUGAAUGUAAUGAAUGUCAGAAAGCUUUCAGUGAUAGGUCAGCUCUCACAGUACAUCAGAGAGUACAUACUGGGGAGAAACCUUAUGAAUGUAAAGAAUGUGGGAAACACUUCUCCCAGAAGCCUAACUUCAUUAAUCAUCAGAGAACUCACACAGGAGAGAAGCCCUAUGAAUGUAAUGAAUGUGGAAAAUCUUUCUCUGUGAAGUCAAAACUUAGAGAACAUCAGAGGACACACACAGGAGAGAAACCUCAUAAAUGUAAUGAAUGUGGGAAAACUUUCUACCACAAGUCAUCCCUCACAGUACAUCACAGAACCCACACAGGGGAGAAACCCUAUGAAUGUGAUGAAUGUGGGAAAACCUUCUACCAGAAGUCAUCCCUCACAGCACAUCAGAGAAUACACAUUAGGGAGAAACACUAUGAGUAUAAUGAAACCUUUCACCAGAAUCCUGACUUAAUCAGAGAAACAACACUGAGAAGAAACACUUGUCAACAUCCUGAAGGCUCAGAAACCUUCACGCUCUUGUCAGACUAAUUGCUUAGCAGAAGAAACCCAGUGGGAGGAGGGAGGAGAGGAAUCUAAUAAAUGAGAAAACUCUUUUGCCCAGAAGUGACAUUUCAUUGAACAACAAAUAAUUAAUAUUUAGGAAACCUUAUUAAUAUUUUGAACAUGUUACAGCAUCAGUAAAAAGUUUAAACUACAUCCUGUAUCAGUGAGUUUGUACUGGAUGUAACUAUAUCAUUUUAGGAUUUGUGAAUUAAAAUUUUUCCCUUACAAUAUACUAGAAUUCUUGUUUCAGAUAUGAUAUCAUUUUUAUUGAAAGUAUUCAGUAAUGGACAUAGUAUGAAUAGGAAUCUUUUUAAAAAAACUAAUGAGUUGAAUAAUUCCUGAUAUUACACAAAAAUAUGAAGAGUCCCUUUUGCAGGGUAUGUAUGAGUGUGCUAUAUAUGAGAAAUUUUGCAUGUUAAGUUUGCUUAUUGGAACUCAGCAUUAGAAUAGGAAAUAUACAUGUUUGCUUAAUAAGUAUGACAUGCAUACAGUUUCUCACAAUAUCUGGGUAUAUUUUGCUUUAGUUGAAAUUUUUAUUGAGAUAAUUGUAGAUUGUGAGAUGUAAGAAAUAAUUCAGAGUGAUCCUGUGUACCCUUUACCCAGUUUUCUCUAAUAGUAACAUCAUCCAAAACUAGUAUACGAUAUCACAAACUAAGAGAAUAACAUUGAUAGAAUGCAUUGAUAACGUUCACAUUUUCCCAAUUUUACUUAUACUCAUUUAUGUGUAUUCGGUUCUGUACAGUCUUAUCACAUGUGUAGGACUGUGUAUCCACCACCAUAGUCCAGAUACAGAACAUUUCCAGUACCAGAGGAUUCUGUGUGUUUUCCUUUUAUAACCACACCCACCUCCCUCCUGCAUUCUCCUCAUCUGUCUCUAACUCCUGGCAACUAGUAAUGUGUUUUAUGUUUCUAAAGUUUUGUUGUUUAAUAAAUGUUACAUGAAUGGAAUCAUACAGCGUGUAAUCUUUGUUUAAAUUAUUUUUUAUUGUGGUGAAAAUAGACACAACGCAUACACCAUCACAGCAAUUUCUACACAUACAGUUCAGUGACAGUGAUUACACUCUUCAAGUUGUGCAUCCAUUCUCCCCAUCCUUUUCCAACCAUUAAAAUAAUCUCAGUGUCCCCUACGCAAAAACUCUCCCUUUCUUCCAUCCUCCCUCUCCUGGUAACCACUAAUAAUCUUUGAUUUCUAUAUAUUUGCUUAUUUCAUAAAAGUGAGAUCAUACAGU